Messenger RNA from Entelurus aequoreus (snake pipefish), 4617 nucleotides. RefSeq lists its product as uncharacterized. The transcript is spliced from 4 exons. Gene Ontology annotation, molecular function: GTP binding. The record is from RefSeq and is a predicted model, not a curated record. Lineage: Eukaryota; Metazoa; Chordata; Actinopteri; Syngnathiformes; Syngnathidae. The coding region runs from base 295 to 4617 and encodes 1440 amino acids.
GUGUCAUUUCCCAUCUGGCAACUUCAUGUGCUGGGACUAUAAAAAAAGAGAAGAAGAAGAAAGACGCCAUUCGAAUAAAAGAAAUGAGAGAAGGAAGAAGAAGAAGAAGAACUGCUGUCAAUAAGUCAAGAGGAUUCUUCUUCCAGUGAAAGUCUCCUCAUUCUCCAUCUUCCUUCCAAUCUCUUCACACCAGCAAAAGUUUGCCUCUUGGAGCGGACAACUAACUAGAAACUUCUUCAGUCUUUCCGCCACUACUGAGUUGAGCUAAAGGCCACAAAGAACAAAAGCACCACCAUGUCUGAAGAACUCAGGCUGGUUCUGGUGGGAAAUACAGGAGUUGGCAAGAGUGCGUCUGGCAACACCAUCUUGGGCAGCGAGCACUUCCUGUCAGAGGCCAGCUUCUCCUCGGUGACCCGCACAUGUCAGCAGGGAAGCACUGAGUGGCUACUGGACACUGACCAGGAAAGACCAACAAGAGUGAAGGUGGUUGACCUACCAGGCUUCGGGGACACUCACAUGAGUGAGGAUGAGAUAAAUACUAUGAUGGCUGAAUGUUUGGCUUUCUGUGCUCCAGGACCACAUGCUUUUCUCUUGGUGGUGCAGAUAGGCCGUUAUACAGAUGAUGUGAACAAGGCUGCGCUAAAUGUAGCCAAGAUAUUUGGUGAGGAAGCCCUCAAAUCUCACACUGUGAUUCUUUUUACCAGAGGGGAUGAUCUUAAGGGGAGGAGCAUUGAAGAAUACCUGAGAGAAGCUCCGGCUGACCUUAAAGGUCUGAUCAAAAAAUGUGGCGGCCGGUACCACUUGUUCAACAAUGAAGACCCCGGUAAUGUGGCACAGGUUGAAGAACUCUUGAUGAAAGUGAAGAGGAUGGUGGAGAAGACUGAAACUGGGUUUUAUACCAAUGAUAUGUUCAAAAAGGCAGAGGCCAUCCUUCAGGAGGUGGAGAGGAAGAGCAGCAAGGUCAGUUUCAAUAGUCUGUCUCCACCUGCAUCUGGGGGAAACCCUCUCCCGUCUCCCUCAACUGCACUCUGGGAGAAGCUGAAGAAGGUAGUGGCUUCUGCUGCUAUAGGCUUGGUUUUGGGGGCAGCAUUUGGCGUGGCUUCCCCCUUAGCAGCUGCAGGCAUGGCAUAUCUUGUAGGGUCUGCAUCCGUCGCAGCAGCUGCCUCAGGAACAACUGCAUUAGCAGUCGGGGCGGGGGUCGGUGCAGGUGUGGGUGGCCUCGUUGGCAUUAUCUGCGGUCUUGAUGCUGAGAGUCCAAUGGAGGGCGUUAAGGAAACUGCUAAAACGGUUAGCAAAAUAGGAUGUGUUGCAGUAGUAGCUGGUGCAUGUGUCGGGGCUGCUGUGGGUGCAACUGCAGAAAUAGUUUCUGUUCUCCAGGGAACAUCUUCCAGCACAUCAGCAGUAGCAUCAGCUGGUGUGACCAGUGCCCCUGUUGCUCAAUCACGCAUCAUACCUGUAGUGAAGACCGUGGCAAAGGCAGCAGCAGGUGUAGCAGCAACAGGGGCAGCAGUAUCUUUUACAGUGAAAAUUGGUAAAAGAAAAACUCCCAACUCUGAAGAAAUGUACGUGGAGGUGGAUUUGAAUAAAAAGAACCAUUUUGAGCUAAAGGCCACAAAGAACAAAAGCACCACCAUGUCUGAAGAACUCAGGCUGGUUCUGGUGGGAAAUACAGGAGUUGGCAAGAGUGCGUCUGGCAACACCAUCUUGGGCCGCGAGCACUUCCUGUCAGAGGUCGGCUUCGCCUCGGUGACCCGCACAUGUCAGCAGGGAAGCACUGAGCGGCUACUGGACCAGGAAAGACCAACAAGAGUGAAGGUGGUUGACCUACCAGGCUUGGGGGACACUCACAUGAGUGAGGAUGAGAUAAAUACUAUGAUGGCUAAAUGUUUGGCUUUCUGUGCUCCAGGACCACAUGCUUUUCUCUUGGUGGUGCCGAUAGGCCGUUAUACAGAUGAUGUGAACAAGGCUGCGCUAAAUGUAGCCAAGAUAUUUGGGGAGGAAGCCCUCAAAUCUCACACUGUGAUUCUUUUUACCAGAGGGGAUGAUCUUAAGGGGAGGAGCAUUGAAGAAUACCUGAGAGAAGCUCCGGCUGACCUUACAGGUCUGAUCAAAAAAUGUGGCGGCCGGUACCACUUGUUCAACAAUAAAGACCCCAGUAAUGUGGCACAGGUUGGACAACUGUUGAUGAAAGUGAAGAGGAUGAUGGAGAAGAUUGAAACUGGGUUUUAUACCAAUGAUAUGUUCAAAAAGGCAGAGGCCAUCCUUCAGGAGGUGGAGAGGAAGACCAGCAUGGCCCGUUUCAAUAGUCUGUCUCCACCCACAUCUGGGGGAAACCCAGAGGAGGAGAGGAAGAGCAGCAUGGUCAGUUUCAAAAGUCUGUCUCCACCCACAUCUGCGGGAGACCUUUUUCCGUCUCUCUCAACUGCAGACUGGGAGAAGCUGAUGAAGAAGCCGAAGAAGGUAGUGGCUUCUGCCGCUAUAGGCGUGGCUUUGGGGGCAGCAUUUGGCGUGGCUGUCCCCGUAGCAGCUGCAGGCACGGCAUGUCUUGUAGGGUCUGCAGCCGUCGCAGCAGCUGCCUCAGGAGCAACUGCAUUAGCAGUCGGGGGGGCGGUCGGUGCAGGUGUGGGUGGCCUCGUUGGCAUUAACUGCGGUCUUGAUGCUGAGAGUCCAAUGGAGGGCGUUAAGGAAACUGCCAAAACGGUUAGCAAAAUAGGAUGUGUUGCAGUAGCAGCUGGUGCAUGUGUCGGGGCUGCUGUGGGUGCAACUGCAGAAAUAGUUUCUGUUCUCCAGGGAACAUCUUCCAGCACAUCAGCAGUUGCAUCAGCUGGUGUGACCAAUGCCCCUGUUGCUCAAUUAAGCAUCAUACCUGUAGUGAAGACCAUGGCAGGGGCAGGGGCAGCAGCAUGGGCAGCAGCAACAGGGCCAGCAGCACGGGCAGCAGCAGGGGCGGCAGCACGGGCAGCAGCAACAGGGGCAGCAGCAGGGGCAGCUGCAGGGGCAGCAGCACGGCCAGCAGCAUGGGCAGCAGCACAGGCAGCGGCAGGGGCAGCAGCAGCAGGGGAAGCAGCAGCAGGGGCAGCAGCAGGGGAAGCAGCACGGGCAGCAGCAUGGGAAGCAGCACGGGCAGCAGCAUGGGCAACAGCAAGGGCAGCAGCACGGGCAGCAGCACGGGCAGCAACAGGGGGCAGCAGCAAAGGGGGCAUCAGCAACAGGGGCAGCAGCAACAUGGGCAGCAGCAGCAGGGGCAGCAGCAGGGGCAGCAGCAAAAGGGGGCAGCAGCAACAGUGGCAGCAGCAACAGUGGCAGCAGCAACAGGGGCAGCAGCAACAGGGGCAGCAGCAACAGGGGGCAGCAGCAACAGUGGCAGCAGCAACAGUGGCAGCAGCAACAGGGGCAGCAGCAAAACGGGGCAGCAGCAACAGUGGCAGCAGCAACAGGGGCAGCAGCAACAGGGGCAGCAGCAACAGGGGCAGCAGCAGCAGGGAUAGCAGCAGCAGAGGCAGCAGCAGCAGGGAUAGCAGCAGCAGGGGCAGCAGCAACAGGGGCAGCAGCAACAUGGGCAGCAGCAGCAGGGGCAGCAGCAGCAGGGGCAGCAGCAAAAGGGGGCAGCAGCAACAGUGGCAGCAGCAACAGUGGCAGCAGCAACAGGGGCAGCAGCAACAGGGGCAGCAGCAACAGGGGCAGCAGCAGCAGGGGCAGCAGCAGCAGGGGCAGCAGCAACAGGGGCAGCAGCAGGGGCAGCUGCAGGGGCAGCAGCACGGCCAGCAGCAUGGGCAGCAGCAGGGGCAGCAGCACAGGCAGCGGCAGGGGCAGCAGCAGCAGGGGAAGCAGCAGCAGGGGCAGCAGCAGGGGAAGCAGCACGGGCAGCAGCAUGGGAAGCAGCACGGGCAGCAGCAUGGGCAACAGCAAGGGCAGCAGCACGGGCAGCAGCACGGGCAGCAACAGGGGGCAGCAGCAAAGGGGGCAUCAGCAACAGGGGCAGCAGCAACAUGGGCAGCAGCAGCAGGGGCAGCAGCAGGGGCAGCAGCAAAAGGGGGCAGCAGCAACAGUGGCAGCAGCAACAGUGGCAGCAGCAACAGGGGCAGCAGCAACAGGGGCAGCAGCAACAGGGGCAGCAGCAACAGGGGGCAGCAGCAACAGUGGCAGCAGCAACAGUGGCAGCAGCAACAGGGGCAGCAGCAAAAGGGGGCAGCAGCAACAGUGGCAGCAGCAACAGGGGCAGCAGCAACAGGGGCAGCAGCAACAGGGGCAGCAGCAGCAGGGAUAGCAGCAGCAGAGGCAGCAGCAGCAGGGAUAGCAGCAGCAGGGGCAGCAGCAACAGGGGCAGCAGCAACAUGGGCAGCAGCAGCAGGGGCAGCAGCAGCAGGGGCAGCAGCAAAAGGGGGCAGCAGCAACAGUGGCAGAAGCAACAGUGGCAGCAGCAACAGGGGCAGCAGCAACAGGGGCAGCAGCAGCAGGGGCAGCAGCAACAUGGGCAGCAGCAGCAGGGGCAGCAGCAGCAGGGGCAGCAGCAAAAGGGGGCAGCAGCAACAGUGGCAGCAGCAACAGUGGCAGCAGCAACAGGGGCAGCAGCAGCAGGGGCAGCAGCAGCAGGGGCAGCAGUAUCUUUUACAGUGA